AUGUAUGGACGAUCCAUGUAUGGCGGCUAUGGCGGCAUGUAUGGUGGCUACGGUGGCUAUGGUGGCAUGUACGGAGGCGGCAUGUAUGGAGGCAUGAUGGGACCUGGAAUGGGCAGCAGCUAUGCCGAAAGCAUGUUCCGCAUGACACAGAUGCUGGAGAUGAAUAGCAUCAUGUUGGAACAGCUGCAGGAACACGUCACCGUGACCUUCUACCGCUUGCGCGACGUGGUGGAGUGGAUCUGGGCCUUGAAAAACUCUGCAGUCAAGGAUCAGCCAGCUCAGACUCCCGAUCCGGAGCAGAAGUCGAAGGAAGAGAAGGAAUCUGAGAUGAAUCGAAUCAGAAGACGAUUCAAAGUUCUCUUCACUCUGCUGGGUCUGUUUCUCUUUUUGAUUGUGAGAGACAACAGACGGCAGAAGAAGAGAUUGCUGGAUGAGACCAGUUGGCUCCAAGUGACCCAGCACUUGGCUCGUCCUGCUUCUGCAGCCAUGGCAGCAGCUUCAGCAGCCAUGAGUGGCAUGGGUGGAAUGGGUGGAAUGGGUGGAAUGAAUAGCAUGGCCAAUCAGAUGACAGGUGCCAUGGGAAGCAUGGGAACUAUGGGAAUGUCUGGCUCCAUGGGAAUGCUUGGCUAUGACCGUUGAGAGAUCCCUCGCUGCACAGCGGCGCCCUUGUACAUAACGAUCAAAAACCGGACUCCAAAAAUGGCCGAAGAAAAA
This is a messenger RNA of Cladocopium goreaui, 714 nucleotides long. The record is from the annotation of a GenBank genome assembly. NCBI's taxonomy places the organism in Eukaryota, Dinophyceae, Suessiales, Symbiodiniaceae.